AGCGCUUCAAGCAGCAGAGAGCAGAAAUCUGAACUGCCUUUAGACAGGUCUGAAACAUAGGAAUGGAUGUACGCUGUAGCGGUUCUUAUGUAUGGGUGAAGCACAGAAGACGGCAGGACAGAGCUCAGCAUCCAGGAAAGCAGUCUGUCCAACACUAUAAGUUGAGACCGCAACAUUCACUGGAAGAAAACAAAGAGCACCAGAUGGAGAGAAAAUCAAAUGGAGUAGAAGACCUGUUGCUUCGACUUGGUCUGAAGAAGAAAUAUGAAGACAAACUUACCAGCACACACUUUCUUGAAAUAUCCAAAUCCACUUUAGAGUACAAAGAGCCCAGUAAAGAGAACGAACUGGUUCAUGUUUUCAUGCAGCGGCUUUUGACAGGAGAUUACAGAGCAAGACACAUCUCUGUCAGAAACGAAACCAACGUACCUAAAUCUCUGACAGGAGCUAAAGGAGGUGCUUUUGCUGCUCUUUUUAAAAAACAGAAUGUAAAGACUGAAAGGAAACAGGCUGAGAUUCACCCAAUGGAUGUUCAGAUGGCAGUGUUCCUUUGUGCAGAUCAUUUUCUUCAACAAAUCAUGGUGACUAAACUGGCACAGUGUCAGUAUGCGAUCCCUCUGCUGGUACCCAAUCCCUUUAGUGAUAAAAUUGAAUUUCCUCUCUGGACAAUGCAGCAAAUCAACAAGAGCUGGAAGUCGACUGAUGCUUCAGGACAAAUCAUCAGCGAGACUCGACCUGUUUCCAAAGCAGAAACUCCAAUGGUGGCAUUCUUCAGGCUUGGGUCUGUUUCCUCAUCCAAGUCUCAGCUGAUCAACAACCUGAUUAAUGAGAGGCACAACACAUUUUUCCACAGACACUGUCCAGGCAGCAGCAGAAACCGUCUACUGAUGGAUGGAGUGGUAGAGAUCGCUUGGUACUGUCCAUCUGGGAGAAGCUCUGAUCAUUUCACUGAAUGUGUUGCUUUCUGUAAUCUUCAUGGUGAUUCCAGCAGAGCUGUAACUCAGAGAGAGAUACUUACGACCACGGCCUCUGUAAAUAUUGUACUUUUGCCUAAGCUUGAUGAGAAUGAUAAUAAUAUGAGACUUGUAGAGGAGCUUUGCAAAUCUCCAACACCUCUCAUUGUUGUUCUUACUGAUGAAGAGAAUGAUGAUGAAGAUGAUGUGUGUGAGAUCAGUACAGGAAAAUACAGAGUGGAACUAAAAAGUAGAAGUCAGUCUAAUGCGUCUAAUGUACUCAGAAAUAUUAUCAGGAAAUGUCUCUCACAAAAACACAGGACCUUCAAUCUUGAGAAAAUGACCAACAACUCAGAGGUCAGUGUGGAUGAGCACAAUGAGGCCUGUAAGAGAGGAAAGGAAGCUGCACAAAAUAUAAUGGGUUUUCUCAAAGGAAAAGAUCCACUGAGGGUAAAAGAGAAAUAUCUGCCCUGCCAGGGAAAACUGUGGCACGACUGGUGCCAAACGAGCAAAGACUUACGGCGACUUCAAAGUAACAACAUAGAAAAAGAGCUCAGCAACAAGAAAACUGAAAUGAAGGAUCUCAGAAGGAAACAACAGGAACAUGGAUUCAGUGACCUCAUGAAGUUAUUUGUCGAUGGUUUGAUCAGUGAGAAAUUAAACCUGUCAGUCAGUGAGAGAGUGUAUUUCCUCAGAUGGACUGAAAUUGGGCUGACUGAAUUCACUUCAGAGAAACUCUCUACCAUCCAACAAGAAUAUUACCAAAAAUGGAUAGAUGUGCAUGACUUGAAAAAAAAGCAAGACAAAUCUGAAAAGCAAAAAACUGAACGAAUAAAUCUGGACGAACUGAAGGCUGAAGAGUCAAAGUUACAAAAAAUAUCAAAAGAACUGAAUGCUGCUAACUUUGGCUUGGAGCACAUGCUGAGAGAGAUGGGCCAGAUUUAUGAAGCCUCAGUCUCUGAAGAAAAAAGCAUGAGAGGGAACCGGGUUGGAAACGUGAAUAAACUGCCUGAACUUGCUGCUAAGCUCAUGAUAUCUGGGCACCCGAUGGAGCUGAUGGACGGUGAUGCAGCUUAUGUUCCUCUAACCUGGGUUUCAGCUGUUUUAGAUGAAGUCAUCAGGAUACUGGGAGACCAGAGAGUUUUUGUGUUGUCAGUUUUGGGAAUUCAGAGCUCUGGGAAAUCCACCAUGCUGAACACCAUGUUUGGGCUCCAGUUUGCAGUCAGUGCAGGCAGAUGCACCAGAGGAGCCUUUAUGCAGCUGGUUAGAGUUUCUGAGGACAUGAAGGAAGAGUGGAAGAUUGACUAUAUUUUGGUUGUUGAUACUGAAGGUCUCAGAGCUCCAGAACUGGCUGGAAGCAACACCAUCCAUCAUGACAAUGAAUUUUCCACAUUUGUGGUAGGAUUAGGAAACAUGACUUUGAUUAACAUCUUUGGAGAGAACCCAACUGAGAUGCAGGAAAUACUUCAGAUUGUUGUUCAUGCAUUCCUGAGGAUGAAGAAGGUCAGGCUAAACCCCAGCUGCAUGUUUGUGCAUCAGAAUGUUUCUGAUAUUACAGCUAGAGAGAAAAUCCUGGAUGGAAGGAGAAAUUUGCAGGAAACACUGGAUAAAAUGACUAAAUUAGCAGCUAAAGAUGAAGACGACUGUACAGAAAAUUUCACUGAUGUCAUUGCAUUUGAUGUAGAGCGUGAUGUGAAGUAUUUUUCACAGCACUGGGAGGGUUCUCCACCCAUGGCACCACCAAACCCAUGCUACAGCGAGAACAUCCAGGAACUAAAGAGAGAUAUUCUUUCUCGUGCAAAAACUAUAGACGGCCUGAAAUUAUCACAGUUUCAAAAGCGUGUGGAAGAUCUGUGGAAUGCUUUACUGGACGAAAAUUUUGUUUUCAGUUUUAAAAAUGCACAAGAGAUCUCAGUGUACAGGAGACUGGAGCAGAAGUAUGGGAACUGGACCUGGAGUCUGAGGAGUGAAAUGAUGACUGUAGAAAACAAAAUGCUGAACAGAGUAGCCAGUGGAAACAUAGAAACAGACCAGAUGAAAGUUCUGGAAGAAGAAAUGGCAGGAACACUAAAGGAUGUCCAAAAUGCAUUUAAACAAUAUUUUGAAGAAGACAAUGAAAAGGAAACACUGAUUCAGUGGAAAUGCAGAUUUGAGACCCAAAUCCAGAACCUCCAUGAUGAUCUAAUAGAGGAAGCAAAGAGGAAAGUGGAUGAUAGCAUUCAGCAGAGAAGCAUGAGACAAAACCUUGAUCAGCAACGUGUGAGCUAUGAGAAGACACUCUUUGAAAAGAGCAAAGAGCUUGCUUCAAGACUUAAAAGACAGAUGAACUGUAAAACGGGCACAAGUAAGGAGUUUGAUUCCAUGUGGGAACAAUGGGUCUCUGAAAUAACUAAACAAGCUCCAAAAAUCAAAGAUGUUAACAUCUCAAACGACAUAACUGAAGUUGUGGGAGAGGUCUACAAACAUGACUUGGUUUCAAAUCGAAAGCGUUCUUCAGAGUAUAGAGGAAUUGGAAGUGUCCAUGAUUACAGCAGCUAUAUCCCAACUUCCAAGGGCGCGAUGGAAAAGAAUAUCAACAACAUUUUGUGGCAAAAUCCUCUUACACCAGAGAACUUAACCCAACCCAUACGUGAUCUCAUUAAUCAGGUCACUGAACAAACCAAAAAACAGGUGGAGUCAUUUCCGUUCUCAACACAGGGAUACAAUUCACAUUAUAUUCAACGCAUUGCACAGGACGUCAAAACCCAGGUGCAGGAAUUUGAAACAAAAUUCAAGAAAGAUCGAAAGUUAUCUGACGAUGUCUCUGUCCUUACCCAAGAUUUCUAUGUCGAUCUCUCACUUUAUGUGUGUGAACAGUCAGCACAAAGCAUCUCAGAGCUUCACAGGAAAUUCAGAGAAGUAAAUGAUCCACUUAAUUAUUUUAAAAAGAAAAGGGAGGAGUAUUUUAACAUCUUUCAGAAAUACUAUGAAGGAGCAACAUCAGCAGCGAUACUUGGAGACCGGGUUUGCGGUAAACUGAAAGAAGCGAUUCUUCAGAGUGUCUACAACAAGAUCGCUCCAUUUGUGUCUGGACAGAUGAGAGAGAAAGCACCAUUUAAUGGGAACAGAGCUGAUCUGGAAAAACACAUUCUCAAGUCUUUAGCAGAGCAGAAGGGAGAUAAGGAUGAGAGGUUUAAAAACUACUUAAUGUACAUGUACCAUCCUAAAGUCCACUUUGAGGAGUUCAUCAAGGCCAGGGUUAAAGAGUUCAUGGCAGCUGAAAACCCAAAAGCAGUUUCUGUAAUUGAAGAGUGCAUUGAUCAGAAACAGACCAGCAUCAUCACUGCUGCAACAAAGACGACAGAUGAAGUCAAACGUGUCAAAGGUGAUGCAAAUCAGUGGCUGGAUGUUUUUACUAAGAGCCUUGCAGAUGAGUUAGGAGAUACAAGAGUUCAGUUGUGUGAUGAAGAGUGUAAAGAUGGCAUUGACUUCGAUGUUCUUGUGGAAGCCAUAAGGAAGGAACUCCCAGCUGUUGUUGAAGAGUUAAAGAAACGUCUCAGUAAGAUUUCACACUUUUCCAUGGAGAAGUUCAGAGAAAGACCUGAUGAGAUUCUAAUCAAACAUUUCUGUGGGUGCUGCUGGAAACAGUGUCCUUUCUGUGGAGCCGUCUGUACCCACAGCCAAGAAGAUCAUCCUGGAGAUCACAAUGCUGAUUAUCAUUGCUCCACUGCAGUGAGAGGAAUGUAUUAUAAGCGCACAACAGAAUUCCGCAUAGAGUUUUGCACAACAGAUGUAGCAAGUGGCCGCUCCUUUUACCCAUCCAGUGAAUCUGAGACUCUUGUUCCUUAUAAAGAUUACAGGAAAGCAGGUGGGGUGUUUGCUGAAUGGGGAAUCUCCACUGAUUUUUCCACGUUAGCUUACUGGAAAUGGUUUGUUUGUGAAUUUCAGGAAAAUCUUGAAAAACACUAUAACAAACAGUUUUGUGGUGACGGGGAGAUUCCUGCUGAGUGGAAAGAGUUUACCCUGUCAGAUGCUGUUAAAAGUUUAAGAAUACAUUAAUACAUUUUAAUGAAAUGGCACUUUUCUCUGCUUUCUGACACAAAAAACAUCUGGAUCUGAUUGAAGAGAGUCCGGCUUACCUGAAUGAGAAGACUUCAUCCACAUCCACAUCCCACAAUACCCAACAACACAUUCAGCUUCACAACCAGAUUCUAGUGAUAUGUACGAGUAUCACAGUGGCUGAUAAUUCAUUUCACGAGACAUUACUCAUUUAACAGGACGACAGUUUUCAGCAUUCUUUGCACGUGUUUUAUUUUGGAUUAAUCUAUUAAUAUAUGAGUGACUAAUUUACUCUAGAUAGGAAACUGAGGUUUAUUGAUUUGUCAAAGAUUCUCAUAAUUAUUUUUAAUGUAAAGUGGAUAUAAACAUCUACAUGAACUUGUGAUUAAAAAAAUAAUCUCAUCUCAUUACCUGUAGCCGCUUUAUCCUUCUACAGGGUCGCAGGCGAGCUGGAUCCUAUCCCAGCUGACUACGGGCGAUAGGCGGGGUUCACCCUGGACAAGUCGCCAGGUCAUCACAGGGCUGACACAUAGACACAGACAACCAUUCACACUCACAUUCACACCUACGCUCAAUUUAGAG
This is a messenger RNA of Neoarius graeffei (lesser salmon catfish), 5573 nucleotides long. Its product is annotated as interferon-induced very large GTPase 1-like. The transcript has 4 exons. NCBI's taxonomy places the organism in Eukaryota, Metazoa, Chordata, Actinopteri, Siluriformes, Ariidae. The coding region runs from base 63 to 4991 and encodes 1642 amino acids. Gene Ontology annotation, molecular function: GTP binding. The record is from RefSeq and is a predicted model, not a curated record.